UUCACUUCCGGUUGUAGGUUUCGGUCUGGUUUCCGACCCACAGAGGGCAGCAGCGACGCUUUCAGUCUUAUCACGACUGACCCGCGCAACUCGCGUGAGACGAGCAAAUACAUUAAGACGACCGACAUCUGAGACACGAUGAGUGUUGACGUGAAGAAACUGAAAGUCAACGAACUUAAAGAGGAGCUCCAGCGCCGCGGCCUGGACACCAAAGGCCUGAAGGCAGAGCUGGUGGAGAGGCUGAAAGCCGCUCAGGAGGCGGACGCUCAGGGGGAUCCCUCAGACCAAGGAAAGCAGGAUGAAUACUGCAAGGACUUCAAAGAAAACGAAGAGGGGGGAGAUGGAGAGGAUGAGCAACAGGAUGCAGAAGUAGCUGAGGACGAUGGUGAAGGCGAUAUCGAUGAAGGCGAUAUCGAUGAAGGUGAGGGCGAUAUCGAUGAAGGUGAGGGCGAUAUCGAUGAAGGUGAGGGCGAUAUCGAUGAAGGUGAGGGCGAUAUCGAUGAAGGCGAUAAUGCUGAAGGUGAAGGCGAUAAUGCUGAAGGUGAAGGCGUUAAUGCUGGAGCUGGAGCCGAUGGUGUUGGUGAAAAUGACGCCCCUCAAGAGGAAGACGAGGGUCGAGAUUCGGGUGGUUACUAUGAGGACGAGGAGGCGGAAGGUGAGCCUUUUGAGAGUCGUCCAACUUCAGACUCGGGUCACAGCAUGCCUGAAUUCCCAGCAGAUGUUGACACACAGAAAUCCAACGUGCCAGAGGAGCAGGCCAGGCCUGUGCCAGAGCCGGUGGACAAAGAGGAGAACAAACCAGAAAUCAAAGUGGAGGUCAAAAUGGAAGAGGAGCCUGCAGCCGAUGAAGAUACCCAGCAGGGUAAUCAGGGGACAGAACAUCUGGACGGCCAGGACAGCGAACAUCAGGCCGAGCAAAUCAAAGUGGAAGCUGAUAGAAGUGGACACUCCGGCCGCAAGAGACCGUAUGAGGAGAGCAGGGGCUACGGCUACUAUGAGCACCGCGAGGAGAAGAGAUCCCGCACACCACAGCCCCCGGCUGAAGACGAGGAGGAGAACAUAGAUGACACCCUUGUUACCAUCGAUACGUACAACUGUGAUCUGCAUUUCAAAGUGUCCCGAGAUCGCUACAGCGGUUAUCCUCUGACCAUCGAAGGCUUUGCCUACCUGUGGGCUGGAGCCCGAGCCACACACGGGGUCACGCAGGGCCGCGUGUUUUAUGAGAUGAAGAUCAAUGAGGAGAUUCCUGUAAAGCACCUUCCCAGCAGUGAGCCGGACCCCCAUGUAGUCAGAAUUGGAUGGUCUCUCAACCACUGCAGCACUCAGCUUGGUGAGGAGCCCUUUUCCUUUGGAUAUGGAGGAACGGGAAAGAAAUCCGCAGACUGCAAGUUUGCAGACUUUGGGGAGAAGUUUGGUGAAAACGACGUCAUCGGCUGUUACAUUGACUUUGACAGUGGCGAUGAGGUGGAGAUGGGCUAUUCCAAGAAUGGAGUAUCACUGGGCGUGGCUUUCCAGACAACCAAGGAAGCGCUGGCGGGCCGCGCCCUGUUCCCCCACGUCCUGGUGAAGAAUUGUGCCGUUGAGUUCAACUUCGGCCAGAGGCUGCAGCCGUACUUCACCCCACCAGAGGGAUACACCUACAUCCACAAUCUUGGCAUGGAGGACAAGAUCAGAGGCACCAAGGGACCCGCCAUCAAAUCUGAAUGCGAGAUCUUGAUGAUGGUCGGCCUGCCUGCCUGUGGAAAGACUACCUGGGCCAUAAAGUAUGCGGAGAGCAACCCUGAGAAGAAGUACAACAUCCUGGGCACAAACGCCAUCAUGGACAAGAUGAAGGUCAUGGGUCUCCGUCGCCAGAAGAACUACUCGGGCCGCUGGGACGUCCUGAUCCAGCAGGCCACCCAGUGUCUGAACCGGCUGAUCGAGAUCGCUGCCCGCAAGAGACGCAACUACAUCCUAGACCAGACAAAUGUAUAUGGAUCAGCAAGGAGACGAAAAAUGCGUCCUUUUGAAGGUUUUCAACGCAAGGCUAUUGUAAUUUGUCCCACGGACGAGGAUUUAAAAGAACGAACAUUAAAGCAAACCAAUGAGCAGGGGAAGGAUGUGCCCGAUCAUGCUGUUUUAGAAAUGAAAGCCAACUUUACUCUCCCUGAGGCUUGCGACUUCCUGGAGGCGGUGACGUUCGCCGAGCUGCAGCUCGACGAGGCCGAAAGUCUGCUGAAGCAGUACAAUGAGGAGGGCCGCAAGGCCGGCCCGCCCCCUGAGAAACGCUUCGACAACAGGCAGGGCGGGUUCCGUGGCCGCGGCGGCAGUGGUGGUGGUGGCGGCGGAGGCGGUGGUAGCUUCCAGCGGUACGACAACCGCGAUGGAGCACGCGGUGGCUACCAGAACCGCAGUGCCGACGGAGGCAGCGGAUACAGAGGAGCAGGCUACAAUCGUGGCAGCUAUAACCAGAACCGCUGGGGCGGCAGCAGCAGCAGCUACCGCGAAGGAGGCUCUGAUGCACGCGGGAGUUAUAACCGCAGCCAGCCGUCAGGAGGAAGCUACAACCGCCCGGCCUCCUACAACAAGGGAGCCUACAGCCAGAGCUACAGUCAAGGGUACAACCCGAGCAGCUACAACCAGAGUUACUACGGCAGCUACAGUCAGUACCCGGGAUACAACCAGAGCUACAGCCAGACACCUACCACUGCACAGACGUACAACCACCACCAGCAACAGCCGCAGCAGGCGCAGCAGCAGGCACCACAGCAGCAGCCUCAGCCUCAACAGCAGCAGCAGCAACAGAGCUACAACCAGCAAUAUCAGCAGUACGCUCAGCAGUGGCAGCAGUACUACCAGAACCAGAACCAGUGGAACCAGUAUUACAGCCAGUACGGCGGCUACCCUGGACAGGGCAGCCAAGGCUCAUCUGGUUCUCAGUAGCUCCGGUCUGCAUCUGUACCUGCGUCCACCUGUGUCCUAAACUGACCUCUGCAGCGAAUCCAAUUUUUGUACAGUCUCACAUUAAAUCUCCAACCAUAACUGUCUCUGUCUGGGUUAACACAGCAGCCUUCAUUCCUCACCAAUCAAUGUACGCACAAACUGUCACCAGUUUGUAGUUUCUUUUCUUUUUUUACUGAAUGAAGUCUUACUCUACGCAGUGACCGUGAGGUGGUAGAUGAUAGGUAUCAGAACAUCUAAUGAAUGUUAUCUAUUAUGCAUUUAAUGUGGGCUCCACAUUUCCUACAGAUUAAAGAGGUUAUUGUAUAUUUCUCGGAUGCGAUAGUGUGAAAACGUGACGGGGCAGAAAAAAUUCAGCAAGGCCUAAAUAAAUUUGCUUGUUUUGAGAAGCUUAACAAAGAACAAAAUGCAUGCUUUUUACCUUCCCCACCCUCUCCUAUGUCUUUGCUCUUUAUUUUUCAGUUUCCAAGUGAGCAUGUUUUAUUUACUCCCAAUAGACUUCAAACAUUAUGGAAGAUUUUUUUUUUAUAGGUGUUGAUACUGUAGUAUUUAAGCGUUUAAUUCGUCUUUGAAUAUUUUGCCACUGAGUAGAUGUAUGUGCAGUUUUUUUUUUUUUUAAUCCCUUUGUGAUUGCUGUUCAUUGAGUCAUGUAGUUAAAUCCAGUUGUCGAACUCGUUUUUUUUUUCUACCUGAAAAUGAAAAUCAGAUAAUGACCCGUUACCCGAGCUGUCUUUCUUGUCUUUAUACAAUAAAUGCAAUUGUAUACGCCUGGA
Molecule: messenger RNA, 3713 nt
Organism: Anarrhichthys ocellatus (wolf-eel)
Lineage: Eukaryota; Metazoa; Chordata; Actinopteri; Perciformes; Anarhichadidae
Gene: hnrnpul1
Product: heterogeneous nuclear ribonucleoprotein U-like 1
Exons: 16
Coding region: 139-2922 (927 amino acids)
Biological process (GO): alternative mRNA splicing, via spliceosome
Cellular component (GO): nucleus
Molecular function (GO): RNA binding; protein binding
Source: RefSeq, a predicted model, not a curated record